UUCCUCUCCUCUUUCCUCUUGCUGGAACAUAUCGGGACUCAAGUCCUUGCUGCCGAACGGAGGGGCUACUCCUACGCUGCUCCUCCUGCUGGCUCGCAUGCUCCCUAGGAGGUUAGGAGCCCUCCGUCCGGCCAUCCCCUGGUGCUGUCCGGGCUACAGGUCUGCGCCAGCGCCUUGAGGUCCGCCUGCUGCAUUCUGGGCGGCAGCCUGUCACGGAGACGACGCCCGCUCGUGGCUGGGCGGGGGCGGCUGCUCGUGGCAAGAUAUGGAGGAACCUCCUCGACGAUUCUUCAGCGACAUUUUCCCAAAGAAUCAUGCCGAUCUGUCAUGGGUUCCCGACGGCUCCCUAUUCUGAGGCAACAAGGUAUAGAGGUUAUUGCAAAGCUGAACGGUGCAAGUGGCAUAUACAUGUCUCACAAUUGCAGGACGGAAGGACUUGGGAGAUAAAGAAGAUGCCUUGUGAACACACUUGUCAAAGCACAGGAAAAGUUGAGAAGAACUGUAUGGCAACAAAUCACUGGGUCAAGGAUCGGGUUAUGGAUUGGCUUGCAAAGGACAAUACAAUUGGGGCUACAGAAUUAAAGAAAAGGCUUGAGGACCAGUAUCAUCUGAAGUUGUCAUAUUGGGUAGUUUGGGAUGGAAGAAAUAAGGCUUUGGAGCAGCUCAAAGGGAAGUGGGAUGAUAGUUUUGAGUGUAUUUUCAGUUUCAAGGCAGAGGUGGAGAAGACCAAUCCUGGCAGUUUGGUAGACAUUGAAUAUGAGAAAGUUGGAAAGAAGAUGAGGUUCACUAGAAUGUUUGUUGCAUUGAAGUCUUGUGUGGAUGGAUUUGUAAAUGGCUGCAGGCCUUUCCUUGGUGUGGACUCCACCCAUUUGACUGGGAAAUGGAAGGGUCAACUUGCAUCUGCUACUACUAUUGAUGGAAAUAAUUGGAUGUUUCCAGUGUGUCAUGGUGUGUUUGGAUCAGAGACAAGUGACAAUUGGGAAUGGUUUUUCAGCAGACUUCAUCAAGUUAUUGGAUCACCUCCAGGCCUUGUGAUAUCAACUAAUGCAGGCAAAGGAAUUGAUUUAGCUGUUACUAAAGUUUUCAAAAAUGGGGUUGAGCAUAGGGAGUGCAUGAGACACUUAGUUGCAAACUUCCAUAAGCGAUUUCGGGGUGAAGUCUUUGAGAAACAUCUGUGGCCAGCAUGUAGAGCUUAUCAAAGACACAGGUUUGAAGAGCACUAUAAUCUAAUGUAUGAAGCAUGCCCUGAAGCUAUGAUAUGGAUACAUAAUACUCAUAAGCACCUUUGGACAUGACACUUGUUCUCUGAAGCUAGCAAGUGUGACUAUGUCACAAAUAACAUUGCUGAAACAUUCAACAGUUGGGUUAGAAAAGAGAAAUCCCUUCAUGUAGUUGAUCUUAUGGAUAGGAUACGACAAAUGGAAAUGGACAAAAUGUUCUUGAGAAGAAAACUUUCAAGAAAGCUUGAAGGCAAGAUCCUACCUAACGUCAUGAAGGAACUCAAUAAAAGAAGCAGGGGGCUCAAAUAUGUGUGGAGGUAUUCACACAAAGAUGGUGGUACUGAGACUGAAAUUUUAGGUGAAGUUGAAGGUGUUACAAAAGAUCUAGUUCAUUGGAGGCAUACUGUUGAUCUUAAGGAGAAGACAUGCACAUGUAGGCGCUGGCAAGUUACUGGUCUGCCAUGCACACACGCCCUCUGUAUUAUCACUUCAUUUCGAUGUUAUAAUAUAGAAGACUAUGUUCAUGAGUACUAUUCUGUGGCAAAGUUCAAAAAAGCCUAUGAAAAAUCUGUGAAGCCAAUGACAGAUAGGAAACAAUGGCCUAAGGUUGACCCUGGAUUCAAAUUGUGGCCUCCAAUUCUGAAAAGGGCAUCUGGUAGACCAAGGGAAAGAAGGUACAAAUCAGUUGCAGAAGGUGGCACUGCAAAGAGAUCCACAAGAUGCAAAAAGGUGUAAACAGCUUGGGCACAUGGGAAAAACUUGCAAUGAAUAUGUUUAUGAAUCUGAUGCACCACCACCUGCCCCUCCAAAACCAAAAAGAAAACGAGCCAAGAAAAGUGUCACAGUAGUGCCUUCUAGUAGUGCCACUAAUCCAAGUAGUGCCAUCUAGUAGUGCCACUAAUCCAAUAUAGGAGCAACCAUCAUUUGAUCAACCAUCUACACCAACAAGAACUAUCACAUCUGUUUCUACUCCAAGCCCUAUGACAAGAAGUAUGUCAAGGAGGUUGCUGGAGCAAAAUCCAUCUACACCAAGUAGAGCUAUCACUCAUGUGCAAACACCUAGCCCUAUGACAAGGAGGCGAAAAAGGCUGCUGGAAUUUGAAGGCUCCAUAGAGCCUGUUGCAUGUGAAGCACUAUCUCCAAUAGCCUUCAUGGAGAAGGGGAAGGCAAAGAAAUUGAAGGUUGUCAGGUCUAAGAAAGACUAGAGAGUGCCAGAUCAGUAGCGUGUAUAGUUUUGGUAGCAUCAAGAUAGCUAAAUGUGGCUCAGAAUCUGUGAUUUUCUUUUGCCAAACCUGCUGAAUCAUUCCCUGUUGCGUGCUGAAUGGUGAAGAAUAUGGUGAAGUACAUGCUGUUAUCAUGUCCUUUUGUCUAUCUAAUAUGUUCAUUUGAAGGGGUAGGAGUAUACUUGUCUUUUA
Messenger RNA from Panicum virgatum (switchgrass), 2635 nucleotides. RefSeq lists its product as uncharacterized. Bases 315 to 1295 code for a protein of 326 amino acids. The transcript is spliced from 5 exons. The record is from RefSeq and is a predicted model, not a curated record. NCBI's taxonomy places the organism in Eukaryota, Viridiplantae, Streptophyta, Magnoliopsida, Poales, Poaceae.